Mercenaria mercenaria is the source of this 1415-nucleotide messenger RNA. RefSeq names its product heavy metal-binding protein HIP-like. The transcript has 2 exons. The record is from RefSeq and is a predicted model, not a curated record. Gene Ontology annotation, molecular function: protein binding. The coding region runs from base 101 to 814 and encodes 237 amino acids. Lineage: Eukaryota; Metazoa; Mollusca; Bivalvia; Venerida; Veneridae.
CCUCAUUCGUUAUCUUCUAUCUUCAUGUAAAGUUAGAAUUUAUGUUCAACUAUCGGGCAGUGCAUUUAUUCUCAAACUUGUUUUGCCAGUAUUUAGCAAAAUGGAAUUAAUUUACGUCAUCGCAUGUUUACUUGUCAGUUUAGUUGUGGUUCCUGUAUCAAGCUUCUCAGACGAUCCAGAUACGCAGAAAAUAUUAGCCAUCUUAGCUGGGCAACGCAAUGAGAUUUUGCAGUUGAAAGAAACGGUGUUGCGCGUAGAAAAUGACAACAAAGAACUAAAGAACGAAAUUCAUCAUCUCAAAGAGAAAACAGAACACCACACGAAGCAUAAUGCUAACACUCUAAAAAUUGCAAAUAUGUCUCCACGACACAAAAGGCUACUGCUUGAUCCACUGAAUGAAUACACAGAAAACCAAAGAGUAGCUUUCACCGCCAAACUGUCCAAACACAUGACGAACCUUGGCAACAACCAACCAAUAGUUUUUGACGCAAUCGUGACGAACGUUGGACAGCACUACUCUCCAAACACUGGUGUGUUUACUGCACCAACCAACGCCACUUACUAUUUCUUUGCGAGUAUUAUGAGUCAUUCCGGUAAGGUACUCGAAUCUGAGAUAGUCAAGAAUGGAGUAAGAAUGGUGAUGAUGUAUUCAUAUGAUACCGCGCACGAACAAGGCACCAACAGUGUUGUCCUUCAGCUUAGUGCUGGAGAUGAAGUCUGGGUUCGUCAUACCCUUACUAUUGGCUCAAUGGUAUACGGGAAUACCUGGUCCACGUUCUCGGGUUUCCAAAUAUCUGACAGUUAUUAUCUGUAAAUGAAUACAGAAUAUAAAUAAUCUUGCAGAUAUUAAACAGAGUUGAAUGAUUUUCUUAUGCUUAUCAUAUUUGCGCUUGUAUCCGUGAAGAGACAGACACUAAUGCCGUGACAAAAGAUGCACGCAACAAAUGGGUACUAUUGCCGUUUUAUUAGAUAGACAUAACAAACAGGCACUACUGUCGUUACAAUAGAUAAACAGAACAAAUAGGUAUAUUACUAUUGUCGUAUCAAUAGACGCACACAACAAUUAAGCUCUACUGCCGUUACAAUAGAUAGAUCAUCACUUUUUCCUGCACCUACUUUUCAUGUUAUGCUACCCUAAAAAUGAUGCAUAUUUGCUCUCUCUUGCCCGAACAUUAAAUCACUACUUUCGGUUUCGACCUUCAAAGUAAAAUUGGAGUAAAAUCUUGAAACCGGUCUUAUUUCAUGCAGAAUACAUUCUAGCAGCAAAAAUUUGCACAUUUUUGUAAUGAAUUACCAAUCUUAUUCCUAUAUCAGUACAUUCGUUUUUAGUAGAGAUGUCAGUCAAUCGUUUAUUUUCAAGCGUUGUCACUAUCUUAACCCUUACCAUGCUAGACACGCUUAAUCCUGCCUUGCGA